Messenger RNA from Physella acuta, 648 nucleotides. Its product is annotated as sperm acrosomal protein FSA-ACR.1-like. Lineage: Eukaryota; Metazoa; Mollusca; Gastropoda; Physidae. The record is from RefSeq and is a predicted model, not a curated record.
AUGGCACCAUGUGAGAGGGCACCAGGUGAGAGGGCACCAUGUGAGAGGGCACCAUGUGAGAGGGCACCAUGUGAAAGGGCACCAUGUGAAAGGGCACCAGCUAGGUGGGCAUUAGGUGAGAGGGCACCAUGUGAGAGGGCACCAGGUGAGAGGGCAUCAGGUGAGAGGGCAUCAAUUGAGAGGGCACCGGGUGAGAGGGCACCGGGUGAGAGGGCACCAGGGCACCAAGUCAGGGCACCAGGUCAGGGCACCAAGUCAGGGCACCAAGUCAGGGCAUCAGGUGAGAGAGCACCAGGUGAGAGGGCACCAGCUAGGUGGGCACCAUGUGAAAGGGCACCAUGUGAGAGGGCACCAUGUGAGAGGGCACCAGGUGAGAGGGCACCAGGUCAGGGCACCAAGUCAGGGCACCAGGUCAGGGCACCAGGUCAGGGCACCAGGUCAGGGCACCAGGUGAGAGGGCACCAAGUCAGGGCACCAGGUCAGGGCACCAGGUCAGGGCACCAGGUCAGGGCACCAGGUCAGGGCACCAGGUCAGGGCACCAUGUGAGAGGGCACCAUGUGAGAGGGCACCAGGGGAGAGGGCACCAGGGGAGAGGGCACCAGGUGAGAGGGCACCAAGCCAGGGCACCAGUUCAGGGCACCAGGUGA